Molecule: messenger RNA, 1186 nt
Organism: Eupeodes corollae
Lineage: Eukaryota; Metazoa; Arthropoda; Insecta; Diptera; Syrphidae
Gene: EndoG
Product: endonuclease G, mitochondrial
Exons: 2
Coding region: 84-1064 (326 amino acids)
Biological process (GO): apoptotic DNA fragmentation
Cellular component (GO): mitochondrial inner membrane; nucleus
Molecular function (GO): single-stranded DNA endonuclease activity; metal ion binding; nucleic acid binding
Source: RefSeq, a predicted model, not a curated record
UAUUUUUUUUUUGUUCAUCCAAUCCAUUUCACGUGUAAUAUACUUUUGCUUCCCGGUUUUCGAUUGCUAUUUUUGAAAAUAUUAUGAAUAAAAGACUGGUCAGUAAAAUAUUACUGGUCUCAUCAAUUGCCGGUGGAUCAUAUUUACUGGGUACGCGGAUUGAACGACAACGCUUACAGCAGAAUUUCGAUAAAGCCACCGCAACAGAUCCCUAUUUGUUUUGCAAUAAAGACAGUCUAUGGAAGGAUAUUCAAUCGAAACCUGGUUUGCCAGUAUUUGCGACGGUGUCUGCAGCCGUUCCUGUGCCAGCUACUGAAACAAAAAACCUAACUGCCACACCAAGUCGUGUGUCGCAGAUUAUGAAAUAUGGAUUUCCUGGUCUGGAUCACGUUCGUUCCUAUUCUGACUAUGUUCUCUCUUAUGAUCGACGCAAUCGCGUCGCUCAUUGGGUCUUCGAACACCUUACCAAAGAAUCCAUACAACCAAAUGAUGCUGUCGAUCGUUCCAAGUGUGACUUUCGCCCCGACGAGAGCAUCCAUCCGUUCUUUCGAUCUCAAAACACCGACUAUAGAAAGUCGGGCUUCGAUAGAGGUCACUUAGCAGCUGCUGGCAAUCAUCGUCUGCAUCAAAAACAUUGUGACGACACGUUCUAUCUAACAAACAUGGCACCACAGGUGGGACAAGGUUUCAAUAGAGAUUCCUGGAAUCGACUUGAAAGCUAUGUUCGAAAGCUGACAAAAGAAUAUCCUAAUGUUUAUGUUUGCACCGGCCCACUUUACUUGCCCCAUCGAGAGGACGAUGGCAAAAUGUACGUUAAAUACCAGGUUAUAGGAACAAACAAUGUGGCAGUACCAACGCACUUCUAUAAGGUCAUUGUUGGUGAGACGGCUGAUAAUCAUUUGGAAAUGGAAGCCUAUGUAAUGCCAAAUAAGGAAAUCAACAACGAGACACCAUUGCAAGUGUUUCAAGUUCCUCCAGAGACGAUAGAACGAGCGGCGGGCUUAUUGUUUUUCGAUACAAUCAAUCGAAAACAAUUGUCUAAGAUCAAUGGAAAGAAAGUUUAAUCGAAAUUAGUUAAAUUUAGUAAAUAAAAUGUAUAGUGUUUUUAUACAUUACAAAAAGUUGCAAUACCUACCUACCUAGUAAAAUAAAAGUUGUUUUAAAGUAAGUAGACUUUGAAAAUUUA